Molecule: messenger RNA, 6893 nt
Organism: Betta splendens (Siamese fighting fish)
Lineage: Eukaryota; Metazoa; Chordata; Actinopteri; Anabantiformes; Osphronemidae
Product: ankyrin repeat and IBR domain-containing protein 1-like
Exons: 21
Coding region: 340-4314 (1324 amino acids)
Biological process (GO): positive regulation of proteasomal ubiquitin-dependent protein catabolic process; protein polyubiquitination; ubiquitin-dependent protein catabolic process
Cellular component (GO): cytoplasm; ubiquitin ligase complex
Molecular function (GO): ubiquitin conjugating enzyme binding; zinc ion binding; ubiquitin protein ligase activity
Source: RefSeq, a predicted model, not a curated record
UCUCUAUGCCAGCAACAACAACACACCGAAGCCACCAGUCAGUCUCGCCCCUUCGCUCUCAGCAGCAUCCCUUCAGUCCCCACCGGCUCCGCUGGCAGAGAGGAUGGUCCAGCGGAAAAGCAGCCGCGAAAGCCAGUGACAGCGACGAGACAAUGGCCCUCGAUCUACGCGAGUUUCCCUGCGUGCGCACGGCGGCCGAGUGAGACGACCAUGGUAGGAAAACACUGAACCAUGUUGCUCUAAGUUGUGACCUGUGGUGAACGGAGGAGGAGGGGGAGGAGGAGGAGGGCAAUCAGGCAGACGCGGGUCCCUUGAGGCAGCAUUUGACGGUUUGAAGCCAUGGGCAACACAGCCACCAAAUUCCGCAAGGCCCUGGUGAGCGGCGACGAGGCCCUGGCCUGGCAGCUGUAUGAAGGCAACCCCCAGUUCAGAGACGGCCUGGACCCGAACUCCUCGUACGGAGAGCAGUACCAGCACAACACGGCCCUGCACUACGUCUGCCGCCACGCCAUGACGCGCCUGCUCAGGGCCUUCCUGUUCAGCAAAGAGGGGAACCCCAACAAGCGUAAUGUGCACAAUGAGACGUGCCUGCAUGUGCUGUGCCAGGGGCCACAGAUCCUGCUGCUGCCAGAGGGAGCACUGUCACCGCGACUGGCCCGACCACAGAGGGACGAGCGGCGCCGGGCGGAUUGUCUGCAGAUGAUCCUGAGCUGGACCGGGGCCAGACUGGAGGGAGGCCAGUACGAGAAGGCUAACGUCAAUGCCACCGACAACCACCACAGCACCUGUUUGCACUACGCCGCCGCUGCGGGCAUGAAGAACUGUGUGGAGCUGCUAAUUCAGGGCGAGGCGGACCUUUUUGUGGAGGAUGAGGACAAGUUGACGCCGUGUGACCACGCCGAGCGGCAUCAUCACACCGAGCUGGCCCUCAGCCUGGAGUCGCAGAUGGUUUUCUCCUCCUCUUCAGCGCAGCAGCCAAACACAGGCGCACAUGGUGAAGCCACCCUGCUACAAUACAAGGAGCCUUACGAGGGACUGAAGCUUCAGGACCUACGCAGGCUGAAGGACAUGCUGAUUGUAGAGACAGCAGACAUGCUACAAGCCCCUCUCUUCACAGCUGAGGCCUUGCUUCGGGCCCAUGACUGGGACAGAGAAAAGCUUCUGGAGGCCUGGAUGUCUGAUGCUGAGGGCUGCUGUCAGCGCUCAGGGGUGACCAUGCCCACCCCACCACCCAGUGGCUUCAACGCAUGGGACACCCUACCCUCACCACGCACCCCCAGAACUCCACGCUCCCCACUCACGUUCACUCUCACCUCCCCCACCGACAGCUGCCUCACACCCGGAGACGAGGGCCUGGCUACGUGUGGAAUCUGUCUUUGCUCCAUCUCCGUCUUUGAAGACCCAGUGGAUAUGUCGUGUGGCCACGAGUUCUGCAGAGCCUGCUGGGAGGGCUUCCUGAAUGUAAAGAUUCAGGAGGGUGACGCUCACAAUAUUUUCUGUCCGGCGUAUGAAUGCUAUCAGUUGGUUCCAGUACAUGUGAUAGAGAGUGUGGUUUCCAGAGAGAUGGACCAGAGGUACCUGCAGUUUGACAUUAAGGCAUUUGUGGAGAACAAUCCCGCCAUCCGCUGGUGCCCUGCAGCUCGCUGUGAGCGCGCGGUGAGGCUAACCCGACCAGGCCCCGGGGACAGUGACCCACACAGCUUCCCCCUUCUGCCCUCACCAGCUGUCGAUUGUGGCAGGGGUCACCUCUUCUGCUGGGAGUGCCUUGGCGAGGCCCAUGAGCCAUGUGACUGUCAGAUGUGGAGGAACUGGCUCCAGAAAGUCACAGAGAUGAAGCCUGAAGAGUUGGCAGGUGUGAGCGAGGCCUAUGAGGAUGCUGCUAACUGCCUGUGGCUGCUGACCAACUCCAAACCGUGUGCCAACUGCAAGUCACCCAUUCAGAAGAAUGAGGGCUGCAACCAUAUGCAGUGUGCCAAGUGUAAGUAUGAUUUCUGUUGGAUCUGUCUGGAGGAGUGGAAGAAGCACAGCUCAUCAACAGGAGGAUACUACCGCUGUACUCGAUACGAGGUCAUCCAACAGCUAGAGGAGCAGUCCAAGGAGAUGACUGUGGAGGCCGAGAAGAAGCACAAAAGUUUCCAGGAGCUGGACCGUUUCAUGCACUAUUACACUCGCUUCAAGAACCAUGAACACAGCUACAAGUUGGAGCAAAAGCUGCUGAAAACGGCUAAGGAGAAGAUGGAGCAGCUGAGUAAAGCCUUCAUCUGCCGUGAAGGCACUCCUCCAGACACACGGUUCAUCGAGGACGGUGUGAGCGAGCUGUUGAAGACGCGGCGUGUGCUGAAGUGCUCUUAUCCGUACGGCUUCUUCCUGCAGCAAGGCAGCACCCAGAAAGAGAUAUUCGAGCUGAUGCAGACGGACCUAGAGAUGGUAGUGGAAGACUUGGCCCAGAAGGUCAACCGGCCCUACCUGAGGACACCGUGCCAUAAGAUAAUCAGUGCAGCCCGUCUGGUGCAGCAGAAGAGGCAGGAGUUCCUGGCAUCAGUGGCGCGUGGUGUAGCUCCUAACGACUCUCCUGAGCCUCCCCGCAGAACCUACCCUGGAGGAUCAUGGGACUGGGAGUACCUCGGCUUUGCCUCUCCGGAGAUGGGGAGCCGUCACUCUGUAAUGGGAGUUGGUGAUCAGAGAGAGCGACAGUCACAGGAUUAUGCUGACAUCCAGUACCGACGCAGACACAGGGCCCGGCGCAGAGGAGACAUGCUGAGUCUGCACAACCUUAGAAGCAGCAGCAACACGCCAGAGACCAGCAGAAGGAGUGACAACACAGAAGGGCCAGAGAGGAGCGAUGGUCACAGGAGAGCUCUGGGCUCUCUGGAUGAGGACGACCCGAACAUCCUGCUGGCAAUCCAGCUGUCGCUGCAGGAGUCCCGCAGGGAACGUGGCCUCGACGGGGGCCUGGACAGGAUGGAGCUGGAGCGCGCUCUGGAUAGGGCACAGGAGAGGAGGUCGGCUCUGGUUGGAGAAGUGGAUGAUGUUGCUUUGCACUCUCUUAACACUGACGGUCCUCCGGGAGCCAGAGGCCCUCCUUUCCCCACCUCUGUCCUGGAUCCACCUCGCCCUCCUAACAGGACAGACUCCACUGCCCAGCCUCCCCUGUCGAACGCUCUCCCCCUCCCUCCCCCACCUCCCUCUCUCAGUGCAGAGCUGCUGGAGCUGGGAGACAGCCUUAUGAAGGUGGGGAACACAACGGCUCCUUAUGACGCCAACGCACACGCGCAGGACAAGCUCUGCUCACAUCACACAUACAACCACAAUGCGCUCACUGCUCCGUACAGCAUAGAACCCGCGUACAGCGAGGGCAGCCAUAGACAACUCCAGAAUGCACACACGGCUCCGUAUGUGCACGAUCAUAUCACCAUCAAAAACACUCGCUAUGACAGCAACGAGCAGAAUUACUGCCACUCCGGUCCUUAUUUAGCUGAGGCUGAAAACGCUGCCUCCUGCGCACUUGAACACAACCAAAAUUCCACCCGUCCCAGUUCAUGCAUCCGGGAACACGCAGCCAUGUAUGACACCACCCCGAAACCAAACAGUUCUUAUAACCUGGGCUCAGAACAAGGUAGCUCUUACACUCAGGAGCGCUCUGCCGCCUAUGCUCUUGACCAUCCACCUAAAUCAGACCCUACGCCCCCUGCCCAGUUGUGCCUCCCAUCUCCAGAGCCUGAGCCGGAGCUUCUGCUCUCACCAGUGAUCCCCCCAGGGGGCCCUUUCACACCCAGCGAUCCUCAGAGCCUGGAGGCACUGGACCCAACAGCCAGUGCCCAGCUGCUGGACAAUAUCAUGGCCUGGUUUAACAACAACAUCAACCCCCAGAACAACCCACAGAGCCUGGCCCUCAUUCCCUCCCCACCCACUACAGAAACGGAUUCCUCUCCUGACACACACACAGAGACCGAGUCAGAGAGCCAGACCUCCAGGGGCAUGACUCCUGCCCCGCUCUGGCAGCCCCUGGAGGGCGACCCAGAAGUGGAAAGAGCGCCGGCGAACCCCUGUCUAGGUGCUGCGGGUUCGGAGGGACUGAAGACGGCAAGGCCUAGAACUCUGGAGCUUGAAAGCCGAGAGGCUGGCGAGGAGAGUGCGGAGGCAGGGUGUGUGGCUGAUAUGUCGCUGGACGAAGUGCACACACACCCCUGUUUCCACCAAGGAAACAGUCCCUCCCACACCGCACCAACCACAGAGAGGGACUCACACCUCCACCUUCAGUUAGAAGGGGACCAAUCACCUGAGGUGUGGGAAGAGCAAGUGCACCUGGUGUAAAAGAGUAGAGAGAUUUGUGCUGAGUACAGGAGAGAUGUAGGACUGUGGGGUUGAGUGUUUAUUGUAUGUAUAAUACUGUAUGUAGUGAGGACAUGAAGCCCUAUGGAAUGUCCAGUAAAGAGGAUGUCAUACCUUUUAUUUUUAAGCGCUUUCAUCUGGUGUGAACACACAUACUUAUUAUUCUUUGAGUACAAGUGUUAAAACAAAGUACAUCAAUGGAAAGCUACUGAUAUCAUAACUCAUAAAAUGCUGCACAUGUUUAUUUAAGUUAACCCCCGCUUCCUGCAUUUGUCUUGAGUUCAUUCAGGGUGAAGUCUUGGUGCUGAUCAUGCUGAAAUCCAAACAUGCCUCGUAUACAGAACCCGCACGUCACGAACACACUGAUCCAACCACAAGCCUGUCCACAGCUCCUACAGCCAAAUACGAUACCUGUAACCUUGGAGCUUGUCUAGCGUACUGUACAAUCAGAGGGCCUAAUUCUGAUUUUUGGACCUUCAUGCACACAGUGCCUGCAUUGUUAGAGAGGCAACACACCGCUGUUUUUUCCUGUCAGCGAGGCGACAAUGAACGAGACGGCUUUUGCUCGGUAGACGUCACGCCAGUGUGAUGUGCCUGCAUCUUGGGGUGUGGAUUUUAUGUUCAUCCAUGAUUUUCUUAUUCUAGUGAUCACUGAGGAGACAUUGUUUUGUCCUUCUCCAUGAGGAGGCCGGUCUCAGCUCUCUUGAGAGUCAGUAUCAUGUUUUGGCAUUUAGGCAACGCAGUGUUCUAGGUGAUGGGUGUGAGGGGAAAUUAAAUCUUCUGUUGUUCCUGCUCUUUACGCCACAGUGCUUUCCAGUCCAUAUACAUUUCUACCCUCAUCAGAGCUUAUUCAUAUGUUGCAUCAUCAUUACAAUAUUUUACAGCGAUUCUGGCUCAGCUUUCACUGCGCAAAACUCUUAAUUCACGCUUGAGGUUUAAUUUUGGCUUCCAAAAUUAAAAAAGUCCACAAAAAGAAAACGCCUGUUAAAUAACGAUGCACUGAACUGAAUGCUUAUAUCAGCAUCGUAGCUUUGUAUGUAUUCAUCACUGAAUUUUAAUCUAUGUUUAUUAAACAUUAUAAAUUAUACAAACCAGCUUACAUUACUUUGUAAAAGCAGACAAUUGCAUUAUUUCAGUUUAGUGAUUGUCUACUUUUUGGCCUUAAGAGUUUUGUUCAAUUAAUCUGAGCCACUAUAGUAAGAUAAUGAGUGAAAAACCUCCUAAAACUCUGAAGGUUUAACCAUUGCAGUGUAAGUUUUUUGUUUUUAUAAUCAUAUCUUAUCCACUACUGAUGGCUAGCACAUUGUGCUGUUGACAGAUCAGAUUUGGGGUUGGGUUUUUACUGUAAUUUAUCCUUUUUUAUCCUUUAUUAUUAAUUAUAGAGAUUAUUUUCCUUCUUCCUGUUGAGACCAAGAGAAGGGUCUGUGUGCCUUUAGUUUUAAUUGUGUUCGUUUAUUUGUUGGUAUUUAUUAGUGUCAUUACUUUUCAACUUGUUAAACUAACUUGAUAAUGAAAGUUAUUGGAGAACACCACUGGAGUUAUUACUGAACAGCACUGAGGAUUGUGAUCUACUUUAGUACAGUUUGUCAUUUCAGCUCUGGUUUAUUUUAAAUGACCUUCUUCCCAGAUGACAUACGUUUUGAUUAUUCCCCUUUUUACUUUAGUUAAUAACCACUUUUUCAAGAUGUUCAGAUUUAGCCUUUGAUUUCAUUAGGAUCUUAAAAUAUGAUGUAGCACUGGCUCCUUCAGCCUUUAUCUUAAAACUGUAAUGUUUACAAGAGACGUAAUCACUGCCUGCUGUGUUCAGAUAAGGCUUGGUGCUUUGGGGACUGGAUGGAUAAUAAUGGAGUGUUAAUUUAAUAACAAUAUUUCUGAUGGCAUGCCAAACAAAUGUAAAUAUAUUCUAUGGGCAAAUGCUCUGUUUAAAUUUUGACCUUACAAAAGCAAAGUAGCCAUGUACAGAAUGAGAUAUACAAUGAAAACUGAGUCACAUGCAAUUGAUGUUUUUAAUUUGAAGCUUUUUUUGGUGUAAAAUACUCCACACACUCAAGUAACAUAUUUCCUCUCUGUGUUGAUCCUUAAGCUGUGAAGGUGCUGGCUGUGUUGUUUAAUGAAGGCUACUGAUGUGAGGACAACUGGUGUUGGUCUUUUGAAUAAAGGCUGGAUAACAGGACUGCACAUUUUUGAGGUUUUAUCGUGCAACAAUGGGGGAAAAAAACAAAUGUUCUUGCUGGGGAUGUGUUGCACUAAUUGAAAGCUGUCAGGUAAGCUGCAGAGGACCCUGAGUGCUGCUUUUUAGCAUUUUCUUUUUUUUUUGUUAAUAAAUAAUUCUAUUUAUGGUGUCAAACAAAUGGCCCAACGCCAACUUUUAGCCCACCUACAGUUCAUAGUUUAAUGAUCCCUAAACCAACAACGUCAGAAUUUUAAAAAAUGUAAUGCACUUUCAUAGAUUAUACUUGAUACAUUCCCAGUCAGUCCAUAAGAGCAGUUUGAUGUGUGGCCAAAACUGUAAAUGAAAGUGUCAGUGCAAAGUUUACUCUCAAUAAAAGAAACUGAAAGUG